Molecule: messenger RNA, 1472 nt
Organism: Paraphaeosphaeria sporulosa
Lineage: Eukaryota; Fungi; Ascomycota; Dothideomycetes; Pleosporales; Didymosphaeriaceae
Exons: 2
Coding region: 127-1128 (333 amino acids)
Biological process (GO): potassium ion transport; proton transmembrane transport
Cellular component (GO): mitochondrial inner membrane
Source: RefSeq, a predicted model, not a curated record
CGCUAGCCUGCGUGCGCCCGCGACUCGCACCGCCAUCAUGUUUCGCGCGUCGCCCAUCUAAAAAGCUUCGCAUCUGCGCCAUUGCGCGCUUACUAACCCACGCUGCACACCGUUGCGACCGCCGCCAUGCGCCUGUUCCUGCUCCCCGUGUCCACGCGGCGCUCGCUCAUCUACUGCGAGAAGCUGCACGACAAGGCCGCCAGCGAGCGCGGGUACCUCGACAAGCUCACCAACAAGGCCAGCGAGACAUGGGUCGCCUGGGAGUCGGACGCAAAGGCGCCGCUCAACUGGAAGAAGCGCGUGACGCACAUGGGCAACCAGGCCCUCAACCGCAUCCCCUUCGAGGAGUGGGGGCUCAAGACGCUGCCCGCCCUGACGCCGCGGCGCAAGCUCGCCAUCACCGAGGGCACCGAGAAGUGGCAGGUCAUAUAUCCGGGCCAGUACUUGCACAAAGAGCGCGUGCCCGAGAUCCUCAAGCAGCUGGCCAAGGAGAAGCAGGGCAUGUACCGCAGCAAGAUGCUGUGGAGCAUCGUCGCCAUGCCCUUCACCGCGCCCUUUGCGCUGAUUCCCGUCAUCCCCAAUCUACCCUUCUUCUACUUCGUCUACCGCGCCUACUCCUAUUGGAAAGCCCUCGCCGGCUCAAAGCACCUCGAGUUUCUCCUGCAGCACAAUCUCCCCACUCCGAACCCCUCCACCGAGCUCGAUGAAGCCUACACCGCCGGCCUCAUGUACCCGACCCGUGACAUCUCGCGCGCCGCCCCUACGCCCACAAAAGAGCAGUCAGAGAAGGUCGCAGAUGUGGUGGAGUCGCUAACCAACGGUGGAAAGGAAGACGUCAUGGUGCUGCAGCGCUGGAACGGCAAGCUCAUCGCCGAGCAGUUCCACCUGCCCGACAUGGAAGUCGAGAUUGAGCGCGCGGUCGAGCAGGUCGAGCAGUCCAUCAAAGCAAGAGACAAACUUGUAGAAGAGAAGCUUGAGCUGGAGAAGGCAACUGCAGGGCCGGGGCAGACGGCCAAGGACGCGCUACCCAGGCACAUCACGCAGCCGCUAGAGGAAGCCGAGAAGCGGAUCCACGAAGCGGCGGAGAAGAUAUCGCAUGAGAAGCCUUCCAAGGACGAGAAGGCGUGACGCCUGUAAUGUGCAGUACGGAUGAGACGUUUGUAUGAUAUCCCGGGUGGCUAUUUGCGUUGUAAGUGCGGCGUGUUGUACAUGUACAUGUGUGAUGAUGGCGCCUGUCUGUUUUUGCUUAUGCUCCAACCUCUAUACACACGGCCUACUGAUGGCAAAAGAAAAUUCCCUUUAUCUAUCUUAUUUUUGAUGGCCAAAUAUUUCUCCGGUUUUACUUCCUACGUUACAGCUAUGCGACGACAACGUUCUGCGCAUUCAAAAGAUUUAGUACAGCUAUGUGCCCUUGUCGCAUUAGGCACUAGGCUGAGCAGGGCUGGCGCACAAUACAAUGCAAACUCUCAGAG